This is a messenger RNA of Pseudoliparis swirei, 399 nucleotides long. RefSeq names its product substance-P receptor-like. Lineage: Eukaryota; Metazoa; Chordata; Actinopteri; Perciformes; Liparidae. The transcript is spliced from 3 exons. Gene Ontology annotation, molecular function: substance P receptor activity. Gene Ontology annotation, cellular component: plasma membrane; sperm midpiece. Bases 4 to 399 code for a protein of 131 amino acids. The record is from RefSeq and is a predicted model, not a curated record. Gene Ontology annotation, biological process: positive regulation of flagellated sperm motility; G protein-coupled receptor signaling pathway.
UACAUGGCCAUCAUCCACCCGCUGCAGCCCAGGCUGACCUCCACGGAGACCCGCCUGGUGGUCCUGGUGGUCUGGAUCCUGGCUCUGCUGCUGGCCUUCCCGCAGUACUACUACUCCACCACCGCGCUGCUGCCGGGACGCACGGUCGACUGGCCCGAGUACCACGCCGUGGACGCCAAGAAGAUGUUCAGAGCCAGAUUCCAGCAGGUGUUCUGCUGCUGGACUCUCACCGGGGACCAGAACCAGCUGGAGCUCAAGUCCCCCCGGUACCUGCAGACACAGGUCAGCAUCUACCGAGCCAGUCGGAUGGAGACAGUCGUCUCCGUCGCCGUUCACCCGUCAGCGGCGAAGCAAAAGAGGGCGGGGCUAACCGAGACCCCCGCUGCCGCCCCGCACUAA